Molecule: messenger RNA, 1850 nt
Organism: Sodiomyces alkalinus F11
Lineage: Eukaryota; Fungi; Ascomycota; Sordariomycetes; Glomerellales; Plectosphaerellaceae
Product: DUF185 domain-containing protein
Exons: 4
Coding region: 58-1641 (527 amino acids)
Biological process (GO): mitochondrial respiratory chain complex I assembly
Cellular component (GO): mitochondrion
Molecular function (GO): protein-arginine omega-N symmetric methyltransferase activity
Source: RefSeq, a predicted model, not a curated record
UUCCGGCUCUCCCCCUAAUUAUGCCUCAACCAUUUCUUCACCCUUCCAGUCAAACCAAUGGCUGCGUACAACACAAUAUCGAGCUUCACGAGAGCCUUCCUACCUCGAGCUUCUCGCUUGAGUAGACCGCGAUGUGCUCCUCCAGCUUCAUGUCCCAUCCGAUCGCAAUCUCCUCGAUAUCUUAGCUGCACAGUCGCUCGCCGCACCGAGAACACAGACGAAGAGAGAAAAUGGUCCACUCCGUUGGCAAAACAACUAGCCGACGCAAUUAUGAUUACCGGACCCAUCCCUCUCGCAAGCUACAUGCGAAUGUGUCUGACGGGCGACAUUGGAGGGUACUACACGGGUCUGAUCGAGGAGGGCAGAGAUCAGUUCGGCCUGAAGGGUGACUUUGUCACUUCCCCUGAGAUAUCUCAGAUAUUUGGCGAGCUUGUCGGUAUCUGGUUCGUUACCGAAUGGCUAAGCCAGGGGAAGCCAAAGAAAGGCGUUGAGCUGAUGGAGCUUGGUCCCGGGAGGGGCACGUUAAUGGACGAUGUGCUACGCACUAUUCAAAACUUCAAGGAUUUUGCGCAAAGCAUAGAGACAAUCUACAUGGUUGAAGCGAGCCCUACCCUCCGAGAGGCGCAAAAGGCGUUGCUCUGCGGGCCCGAUGCGCCCAUGACCGAGUCAAAGAAUGGAUACCACAGCGUCUCUAAAUAUGGGAAUAUACCAAUUGUCUGGACCGAGUCGGUCCGUUCAGUCCCGGACGACCCGAACAACAUGCCCCUGAUCGUCGCUCACGAAUUCUUCGACGCCCUCCCCAUCCAUGCCUUCGAAAGCGUGAAAGUGGCGUCUCAGCCCAAAUCCGCGCCCACUGGCACCCCGACUUCGACACCUGAAUCUUCCCCCUCGAGAUCCACUGCCCCUGCCACCAACGACAAGGACUCUGGUCCCACGUUCGAGUGGCGCGAGUUCGUCGUGUCUCCGACGCCUCCUGACGCAACCCACGCUUCCCUCAAUAUUCCCAAAUCCGAACAACAAGACCCCAUUCCGGACUUCCAGCUCACUCUCUCCGCCGCGCCAACCAACCACUCUCGCUAUCUACCCGAGUCCUCCCCGCGCUACCGCGCUCUCAAACACACACCCGGUUCUGUCAUCGAGGUCUGCCCAGACGCGACAAUGUACGCCGCCGACAUCGCCGCCCGCAUAGGCGGCACCCCCGACCGUCCGCGUCCGCGCCCCGCCGGCGCAGCCCUCAUCCUCGACUACGGCCCUGCCGACACCAUCCCCGUCAACUCCCUCCGCGGCAUCCAGCGUCACCGCCGCGUCAACCCCUUGUCAGCCCCCGGCCUCGUCGACGUCAGCGCCGAUGUUGACUUCACUGCCAUUGCCGAAUCCGCCACCAAGGUCAGCGAGGGGGUGGAAGUCCACGGCCCUGUUGAACAGGCCGUGUUCUUGAGCCAGAUGGGCAUCCGCGAACGCGCCGAGAUGCUCACCCGUGCGCCGGGGGUAUCCGAGGAGCGGGCCGCUGAUAUUGGCCGCUCGUGGCGGCGCUUGGUGGACCGCGGACCAGGUGGCAUGGGUAAGGUCUACAAAGCCAUGGCCAUUCUACCGGAGAAAGACGGCAAGAGACGUCCUGUCGGGUUUGGCGGCAGUAUUUGAGUCUCAUCCCACCUGAUUUAGCAGCGCAGAGCAGCGCAGCGCAUUUUCCAAUCUUUGAGGUCCUACCGAGAGGCUGUAUAUGUACGAGUUUAGGGGGGGGACGGCGGAUCAAGCCACCCGCAGUGGAGGACGCUUCUACUUCGGCGUAGCCUGACAUAGAACCCUGUAUGACCAUGUCGCUUAAAAUAACCACUAAUAACAAAACCUGU